Chenopodium quinoa (quinoa) is the source of this 1972-nucleotide messenger RNA. RefSeq names its product ATP synthase mitochondrial F1 complex assembly factor 2-like. Gene Ontology annotation, biological process: mitochondrial proton-transporting ATP synthase complex assembly. The transcript is spliced from 4 exons. Lineage: Eukaryota; Viridiplantae; Streptophyta; Magnoliopsida; Caryophyllales; Amaranthaceae. Gene Ontology annotation, cellular component: mitochondrion. The coding region runs from base 324 to 1286 and encodes 320 amino acids. The record is from RefSeq and is a predicted model, not a curated record.
UGAAGCGAAGUGGUAAUUGUGUUGCUCAUGAAUUAGCAAAACUUAGCUCUUCUUUUGUCGAUCUCCGAGUUUGAAUGGAGGAGGUUUCUAGUAAAAUUUCUGAUUUUGUAAUGGCUGAUUUUAUCCUCUUCUUUUGAGUAAUAAAAUCUCUUCAUUGUUUUUCUAGAAAAAAAAAAAAAAAAUCAAAUUUCAACCCAAUACCACCUCGUAAAUCGUACGGAGACAUGGUCAUCAAUUCAUAAACCCCUGCAAACAUAAACCCAUUUCCGAAUCCCCUAAAAUUCAACUCAAUCAAACCUUCAAACUCCAUUGAAUCUUCAACAAUGGCGUCAAACAUCAUAAGAAACUCCCUAAAAUCAAUCAACUCACUAACCUUACGAACCCUAACAACCCACCGCCGCCCCUUCAGCGCCGCCGCCGCGAACCCCACCACCACCGCCGAAGAAUCAGACGCAUUCACCUUCUCAUCUGACGGCGCUGACAGCAGCAUACACCUGAAGGCGAAAAAAGCGGCAGCUUCGUCAGUGACAAUGCCGAUGUCGUUCAUGACAGGUUCUAUUGUUGGAAAGAGAUUCUACAAGAAAGUAACAACGAGAGAAGCUGAUGAUGGUAAUGGGUGGAGUGUUAUGCUCGAUUAUCGAACCCUUAAAACUCCUUCUAAACGUCCUCUUAAACUUCCUACUCUUUCUCUUGCUAAAGCUAUUGCUGCUGAGUGGGAUUUCCAGCAAACAGAUGGAAUAAGACCCUUCACAAUGCCAUUGAUGAAGCUUGCUUGCACUGCAUUGGAACGAGUUCCUGUUGUUCGCCCAAAAAUUAUUGAUAAUUUGAUGAGCAAGUUCAGUCAAGACUUGGUUUUUUGUCGUGCUCCACAUGACAACGAAUUAACCAGCGGUGUCUAUGAACGCCAAGUUGAAAAAAUAGAUCCUCUACUAAAGUGGGUGGAGUCAGAAUUUGGCUACAAGCCUGUAGUGUACACCUGUUUUUUUGGUGGCAAGCAGGAUGAAGGUCUUGUAAAAGCCGUUGAAAGUCUAUUGAAGAAAGCAGAUGAUUGUGAACUAGCUGCCAUUGAUGCACUGACAUCUGCAUCACACUCUUUAAUUAUUUCUAUCGGUAUAGUUCGUGGAAAAUUGCAAUUAGAGGAGGCCAUUGAGUUGAUACGUCUUGAAGAAGAUCUGCAGGUGGACAAGUGGGGUCUUGUCGAGGGUGGUCAUGAUAUUGAUAUUGCGGAUUUGAAGGUGCAGAUUGCAUCUGCUGCUGUGUUCCUUGGGCUAUCAAGAAGGUCAUAGUAUCCACAUUUUUGAAAUUUUUUUAUCAAAUGAGUUGAUUGUGCAUUUUUUGUUUUUGUAUGCUCCGUUGAAGGCUGUACUGUACUAAUCACAAAUUGACAACCAAUGUGCUGGAGCUUUUUGUAAACAUGUAGCCUUUGCGAAAGUAGCAAGAGUAAUAAUAUCUGCUUCGGUAUUUCUGAGUAUCAUAACUUUUUUAUACUUAAUAUUAUGCAAACAAUUGCAAAACCUCUAAUAACAGAAGAAAUGUAGUUGAAACUGUUACUCUACACCUGAAAUCUGGAAUGGGAACUAAAUCAUCAGUGUUGAAAGUUGAAACAUAAGGUCAACAUGUACUUUGGCUGUAAUGGUUUAGUUAUAAUAUGCAUAUAUGGAAGCUUCACCAAUUUCAGCUCUGUUUUUAGUCAUGUACUGUUGUACAAUUUACAUUGUAUAGUGCCAUAACGGUUGGUAGCAUGCCAAAGCAGCUGCUUUUGUGGCAGAUUAAGGAUCUUCAUUGCAGCAUUGCAGACAAACUGGUGGUUGUUUAAUGACACAAUAACAGCAUGUAGUAUCACAGUCAUUAUUGCAACCUGUUACAGAAAAUUGCCUUUGAGUUAGUUUUUACGCUGAUUAGAAGCUUACUUCUACCAAAGGAACAUCAAGAUUUUUUAAUUUUCUACCAGAAAGAAAGCUUUGAUUCACUG